AUGGAGAAGUACCCGACCGGUUUCAGGUUCUAUCCAACUGAAGAAGAGCUCAUCUCGUUCUACUUGCACAACCAGCUUCACGGCCUUAAGCAAGACAAGAUUCAUCGUGUCAUCCCAUUCCUCGACAUUUUCAACACUGAGCCAUGGAAUCUCCCACAGCUUGCGGGAGAGCUGUGCAGAGAAGACAGAGAGCAGUGGUUCUUCUUCGCGCCCAUGCAGGAGAGGGAGGCCAGAGGAGGGCAGCCCAGCCGGAGCAUGGCCACGGGCUACUGGAAGGCCACCGUGUCUCCCGGUUAUGUCUACUCGUCUGACAACAAGGUGAUCGGUGUGAAGAAGUCCAUGGUUUUCUACGUGGGAAAAGCUCCCACUGGAAGAAAGACCCAGUGGAAAUUGAACGAGUACAGGGCCAUUGAACUCUCGCCGACAAAUCCCAAUUCCACAAGCAGUAAUAUUUCCAUUCCUAAGGUGAACGUGCUAUUUCAAUUUUUGGACCUUUAUAUAUACUUAAUUGACUCCAUUCCUAUAUAUAUACGUAAUUGA
Syzygium oleosum is the source of this 540-nucleotide messenger RNA. Its product is annotated as NAC domain-containing protein 90-like. The transcript has 2 exons. The record is from RefSeq and is a predicted model, not a curated record. Gene Ontology annotation, biological process: regulation of DNA-templated transcription. The coding region runs from base 1 to 540 and encodes 179 amino acids. Gene Ontology annotation, molecular function: DNA binding. NCBI's taxonomy places the organism in Eukaryota, Viridiplantae, Streptophyta, Magnoliopsida, Myrtales, Myrtaceae.